Musa acuminata subsp. malaccensis (wild Malaysian banana) is the source of this 673-nucleotide messenger RNA. NCBI's taxonomy places the organism in Eukaryota, Viridiplantae, Streptophyta, Magnoliopsida, Zingiberales, Musaceae. The record is from RefSeq and is a predicted model, not a curated record.
GUUUUAUCGGUGGCUUGGAGUCGGUGGUACCGCACCUUUUAUUGGUUUCCAACAACGAACUGACGCCACUUAUCGCUCGGCCCUACCACCUCGCCUGUGCCUCCCUCUCCCCGACCCCCAAAUCCUCAUGGCGUACCAAAACCCCCAUGCUUCCGCCGAGCCCGGAAAGAAAGCCCUAGAGACACCUCCCCCUCCUGCAGCGGCCGCCGACAAGCCCGCUCCUCCGGCGGCAUGCCUUGAAAACCCUAUUCCCUCGCCCGACGCGAGCUCUGCCCGAUUGGAUCCCGCAAUCCAUGGGAACGCUGCGGCCGUGGGAUCCAACUCGGUCUUGACGAGUGCCAUGCAGAACGGCCCCGUCACUGAUCUGCAGAAGAAGCUUCGGCGAGCCGAGCGAUUCGGGACGGCGGUGAUGCUUUCUGAAGGGGAGAAACGAAAUUCACGAGCAGAGAGGUUUGGAACUGGGUCAACAUUAAGUGGCCCAAAGAAUGUUGGACUUCUAGAGGAGCAAAAAAGAAAAGCCCGGGCAGAGAGGUUUGGGCUUAAGAAUGGCACUGUAGCUGAUGAGGCCGCAAAGAAGAAGGCACGGUUGGAAAGAUUUGCAACAAACUCCAAGAUGGAUGAUAGUUCAGAAGAUGAGAAAAGGAAGGCAAGAGCAAUCAGGUUUUCACAAGGC